UAUUUUCUUUUAUUUGACAGCUGGAUCGGGCACAGCGUCGCAUGGGACUUUAGCCGUAAGGGAUCGCUUUGAGACCCCGAGGCGCCGGGAUCCGAGCUUGGAUUGGCCGGAGGAGGAAGAAGCCGGCUCUCCAUGGCGUCGUCAGCGGCGGUCCGACAGUUGAGAGAUAUCCUCGAGAUCCAGGAGGCUUUACUGGAUAAAAUAAACAUACAGAAAGAGAACUCGGUAAAUAAGGAGGAAUAUGAUGCUAUUGUGAAGAAACUUGAGAAAGAAGAGAAAGAACACGCAGAGACAAAGAAUACCUUAACUAUAACAUCUGAACGCCUGCAGUUUGCCCUAGGAGAGAUUGAUAUUUUAUCAAAACAACUUGAGUGGGAGAAACAAGCAUUUGAAAAGGCACUUUCUCAAGUACACAGUAAAGUGCUAAAACAAUCACUUCAGAAAGACAAACUUAUAAACAAAUGUACAGAAAUUGAAACCCACAUUCAGAAGCAGGAAAAUAUUCUAAGCUGCAAAGAAAAUGAAAUCAAGGAACUGCAUUAUUUUGUCAACAAGCAGAAGCAAAUCUUAAA
Molecule: messenger RNA, 572 nt
Organism: Thamnophis sirtalis
Lineage: Eukaryota; Metazoa; Chordata; Lepidosauria; Squamata; Natricidae
Source: RefSeq, a predicted model, not a curated record